Sordaria macrospora k-hell is the source of this 1302-nucleotide messenger RNA. RefSeq lists its product as uncharacterized. The record is from RefSeq and is a predicted model, not a curated record. Gene Ontology annotation, biological process: amino acid transmembrane transport. Gene Ontology annotation, cellular component: fungal-type vacuole membrane. Gene Ontology annotation, molecular function: L-amino acid transmembrane transporter activity. Lineage: Eukaryota; Fungi; Ascomycota; Sordariomycetes; Sordariales; Sordariaceae.
AUGACCAACUAUCACGCUGUAUCCAACAGCGGCCUCCUAGGGUCGAGUCACGGUGUCGGAGGAGCCAUGGUCCAACAACGACGACUACGCUCCCCCAAGAUGGGUGGCGGCCAGGCAUCCAUGAUGAGCAGUAACAUCAAUUUGGUCAAUACUAUCAUCGGAGCUGGCACCCUCGCCAUGCCCCUCGCCAUGUCCAAGUUCGGCGUCACGCUCGGCGUCAUCCUGAUUGUCUGGUGUGGCCUCACCUCCGCCUUCGGUCUCUAUCUCCAGUCGCGCUGCACGCGCUACCUCGACCGGGGCUCUUCCUCCUUCUUCGCCCUGUCGCAAAUCACCUACCCCAACGCCGCCGUGGUAUUCGACGCCGCUAUUGCCAUCAAGUGCUUCGGCGUCGGCGUGUCAUACAUGAUCAUUAUCGGUGAUCUGAUGCCCGCCGUGGCCGCAGCGUUUGGGGCCGGGAAUACUGGCUGGGACUUUUUGGCGGACCGCAGGUUCUGGAUCACGGUCUUCUUUGUCAUCUUCCUUAUCCCGUUGAGCUUCCCCAAGAAGUUGGAUUCGCUCAAGUAUACGAGCUUGGUGGCGCUGUUUGCGAUUGGGUAUUUGAUCAUCCUGGUGGUUUACCACUUUGCUGUGGACGACAAAAGUGGAAGGGGUCCCAUCAGGCUUGUAACGUGGGAGGGACCGGUGGCUGCCUUGAGCAGUCUGCCGGUGAUGAUCUUUGCGUAUACUUGCCAUCAGAAUAUGUUCUCCAUCGUCAACGAGAUCAAGGACAACUCGCCAGGAAGUCUUGUCGGCGUCAUCGGCUCCAGCAUCGGCUCUGCUGCCUCGGUUUACGUCCUGGUCGCCAUCACCGGCUACCUGACCUUUGGUGAUGCCAUUCAAGGCAACAUUGUUGGCAUGUACCCACAAUCACUGGCCUCCACCAUUGCCAAAGCCGCCAUUGUCUUCCUCGUCACCUUCUCCGUUCCCCUCCAAGUCCACCCCUGCCGCGCCUCCAUCGACGCCGUCCUCCGCUGGCGCUCCGGCCGUUCGUCUCGUACGCAAAACGUUUACUCCCCGCCUGGAUCCGGCAAUCAGCCCCUAUUGCCUGCUGGCGGCGCCCCGAGCGCUACCCUCGACAGCCAUGGCGCCCCCGUAGUGGCCAUGUCGGAACUUCGCUUCGCCUUGAUCACCUCCGGUAUCCUGAUUCUCAGCUACUUCACAGCCAUCAACGUGUCCAGUCUGGACAGAGUCCUCGCCUACGUGGGCUCAACCGGGUCAACAGCCAUCAGCUUUAUCCUGCCGGAUUAUUUUACUACAAAAUAA